UAGUCAAUGGGGGCUGGAGUGACUGGAGCCUUUGGAGCCAUUGUUCUGGGACGUGUGGCAGAGGAACGAUGACACGACAAAGAACUUGUACAAGUCCUAGGCCUGCUCAUGGCGGUGCCAGCUGUGUUGGAACAACUAUAGAAACAAAAAGCUGUAGAACUUAUCACCACUGUCCAAUAGUCGAUGGGGGCUGGAGUAACUGGAACCUUUGGAGCCCUUGUUCUGGGACGUGUGGCAGAGGAACGAUGACACGACAAAGAACUUGUACAAAUCCCAGCCCGGCUCAUGGCGGUGCCAGCUGUGUAGGAACAUCUACAGAAACACAAAGCUGUACAACUUAUCACCGCUGUCCAACCAGUGGUGGCUGGAGUCAGUGGAGCCCGUUUAGCCACUGUUCCAAUACUUGUGGAGAUGGGAGGAAGUACAGAACAAGGACGUGUUCUAACCCUAGACCUGUCAACGGAGGCGCAGAUUGUGUUGGUCUGUCGUCCGAGUCCAUCGCCUGUAGACAUCGUCGUCAAUGUCCAGUUGACGGCCAAUGGAGUAGUUGGAGUCCAUACAGUACUUGCAGUACGACUUGUGGAUAUGGUACAACAAUACGAUACAGGUCUUGUUCGAAUCCAGCGCCAUUACAUCGAGGAAAGUCGUGUUAUGGGAGUAAUUCAGAGAAGAAACCGUGUUACAUUGCUCCAUGCCCUGUUGAUGGCCAGUGGAGUACGUGGAGUUUGUUUAGUCAGUGUAGCACGACAUGUGGAAAAGGAACGCAACAACGUCACAGGACAUGCUCUAACCCAGCGCCAUCUAACGGAGGAAAGACGUGUAUUGGAGACGAUAAAGAGUCAGCAGUUUGUGAAAUUCAACAAUGUUCAGUUGAUGGCCAGUGGAGUCCAUGGAGUUUGUUUAGUCAGUGUAGCACGACUUGUGGAAAAGGCACGCAACAACGUCACAGGACCUGCUCUAACCCAGCGCCAUCUAACGGAGGAAAGACGUGUGUUGGAGACGAUAAAGAGUCAGCUGUUUGUGAAAUUCAACAUUGUCCAGUUGAUGGCCAGUGGAGUAAGUGGAGUUUGUUUAGUCAGUGUAGCACGACAUGUGGAAAAGGAACACAACAACGACACAGGGCCUGCUCUAACCCAGCGCCAUCUAACGGAGGAAAGACGUGUGUUGGAGACGAUAAAGAGUCAGCAGUUUGUGAAAUCCAACAAUGCCCAGUAACAACGACUCCUUCUCGCGGUAUUCACCUUGUGACGAUUAGAAAGUGAAAUGGCUGAAGUGAUAAGGAUUCUGCGUGACUGUUUUGGAUAUUGUUUAUAAUAAUUUUGACAAGUUAAAUAAAUGCCUUAAAUAAUAUUUUCAAAGUUGCUCCUGUAUAAUCCUCAGAUAUAAUAAAAAUCACACAAUCAAAAUAUAGCACAGA
Saccostrea cuccullata (small rock oyster) is the source of this 1417-nucleotide messenger RNA. Its product is annotated as coadhesin-like. Bases 69 to 1262 code for a protein of 397 amino acids. Lineage: Eukaryota; Metazoa; Mollusca; Bivalvia; Ostreida; Ostreidae. The transcript is spliced from 9 exons. The record is from RefSeq and is a predicted model, not a curated record.